GCCAAUGCGUCGCUACUAGUAGAUGCGCAGUGAUCGGAGAGGUCGAAAUCGAAGUCGAACGCCACCCCGUUCGCAGAUCCCUCGCUCAAACGUGGUGCGGUGGUAGGGGGGACCGUUGUGUGCUAGAAAAUUGAGGCGGGUUACGGGUUUUUUUUUUGCGCGCCCUAGCCCAACGUUCCGGUAAUUUCCAACGCGUUCGCCAAUCAUCGUGCGUGUGCCAGGUUACGCGAUACAGAUUGGUGUGUGUGUGUGUGUGUGUAGUGCUUAGUGUCUCUCCGUGGGUGAAAGUGUGCCCUCCGUGGGAAGCUCUGUUUGCUCAAAACAAUAACAUCCGAAAGAAAAAAGAAGCAGCAGCAGCGCGUACAGGGUGAAGGUCACGUGUUACAGCCCCGACCACCAGGAGUGGAGCGAAAGUUCAAGCGGCUACCCCUUUCCGAGCACCCGUUGGGCCCGACCGCGAUCAACCCAGCGCCGAACGCCCGUCGACGAUGGGUCGCCAUCACCUCAACCUGGGGCUGCUCCUGCUUACCUUCCAGCUGGGCAUCGUGUCGCUCCACGCCAGCCCGCAGUCGUACGUGCCGCUGAUACGCGAUCGCGCAAUCCGCGACGACGACAUGAACGCCAACAUCGAGCGCAUCUUCCGGAAGGACUUUGGCAAACCGACGCAAACGUCAAAGGACGGGCAGAGCGACGAGGUGGAACCGUCGCCGACCGAGCUCGUUGCACGGGCGCACCCGAGCGGCGGCAGCACGCGCUCGAAGCAACCGAUCGACAAGAACGAGCACAGCCCGCUGCUGUACGUGGUGCGCGACGCCGAGGGCAAGCUGGUGCCCAAGUUUGCCGACCCGCCGAAGGUGCCCGUGCCGGUGCAGCCGGCCGCACAGGAGCAGCAGUCCACCGACAAACCGUUCGAGGAGGGCGACAACUACUUUCUGAAGCUCAAUGAGCUCUUUACGAACGAUCCGGGCAAAAUCACGUUCGAGAACGGGUCCUACCCGCCGCACUAUCCGCGCGCCACGAUCGACAAAAUUCUGCAGAAGAAUAUGGACAAGUACGCGGACCUGUUCGAGGGCAGCAUCAAGCGCGAGCCGCUCUCCACGCGUGUCGAUAGCGAGGGCGACAAGUAUCUGUGCAACUCGAUCGCGCACACCGAAUAUCCGACCAAGGUGAACGACUACAUGAUCGUCAACAUGGAGAACUUCUUCCAGUCCAUCUCGUACGAAACGUGCAGCAAUGUGGGCGGCAGAUGCAGCAACAGCCACACCGGCCACGGGUACGAGCUGAAGUGCCAGCAGACGUACCGGACGCACAAGCUGUUCAGCGUGGCGCCGAACGCGAACAAGUUCGAUCUGGUCGAGGUGAAGUUCCCGUCCUGCUGCAAGUGUACGCACGUCCGGGUCGCACCGUAAUGAUCCCCACCCACAGCCGGGAGAGACAGAGAGAAAGAGAGAGAGAGAGAGAGAGAGAGAGAGAGAGAGAGAGAGUGAAAGGAGAUGAAAAGAAAAAAAUGCCAUAACACGGGACGUGUGUGUGCGCGCGCGCGCCACAUUGCCCCUCGUAUCGUAGAAUUAGUUGAGCGCGUUUUACAUGUGCGCGCCGGACACUCGGCUCGGACAUUCCGGCCUUGACUUGCUGGCUAAUUGUAUCCUUUCGUAUAGCGGUUACUACUGUACAUUACUAAUACUACUAUUACUACUACUACUACUACCACACAUAUUCACACCCACUCACGAAAACAAUGAGUGCUCUCGAAACGGACUCGCAUCCACGCUUCGCUCGAGCGAAGCAUUUCUAAUUGGGCAACGGGCAACGAAAACAAAAAACCCCUCCCCAGGGACCACUCCGGUCCAUCAAAGACAGCCCGAACCACCAGUGACACAGGCAUUUAGCAGCGCAAACCCCCGGGCGCAUUGCGAUUUUAGGCUUAGUGACGCGCGACUACCAAGUUUUGUUUUUUUUUUUUUUUUGUUUUCUUCAGUGCAUGCCAAAUAUAUAGCAAACUCUGUGUUUUUAUGUA
This is a messenger RNA of Anopheles merus, 2017 nucleotides long. RefSeq lists its product as uncharacterized. Gene Ontology annotation, biological process: innate immune response; central nervous system formation; regulation of Toll signaling pathway. The record is from RefSeq and is a predicted model, not a curated record. NCBI's taxonomy places the organism in Eukaryota, Metazoa, Arthropoda, Insecta, Diptera, Culicidae. The transcript is spliced from 5 exons. Bases 489 to 1409 code for a protein of 306 amino acids. Gene Ontology annotation, cellular component: extracellular region. Gene Ontology annotation, molecular function: growth factor activity; Toll binding.